This is a messenger RNA of Triplophysa rosa, 4600 nucleotides long. RefSeq names its product pantothenate kinase 1b (gene pank1b). The transcript has 7 exons. Gene Ontology annotation, cellular component: cytosol; nucleus. The record is from RefSeq and is a predicted model, not a curated record. Bases 266 to 1654 code for a protein of 462 amino acids. Lineage: Eukaryota; Metazoa; Chordata; Actinopteri; Cypriniformes; Nemacheilidae. Gene Ontology annotation, biological process: coenzyme A biosynthetic process. Gene Ontology annotation, molecular function: pantothenate kinase activity; ATP binding.
UUCCUUGGUGACGUCGGAUAUACCGGCUGUUUGACUCGGAAACAGCCAUACAGCGUGCGAAGCGGAAAAUGACCGACAGUGACCUCGAAUAAGAUGUUGGCGACCUGUCCUUUGUUUUAAUCAAUACACAAAACAUCAUCAUUAAUGUAGAAUUCUGAAAAUAACGACUGUACAUUUCAGCGCGGCUUCGAAACGUCGAGAGGGAAACGGAUCGUUUACUCAUCUUUCUAUAUUCGGCGCGUUCACGUUUACGUUUGCUGCGUAAAUGAUGGAAAAUGCUGAAACAUCAGAUCAAAACAGAACGACGCGCUAUACCAACAAUUUAGCGAACGGAUUUCACAACCCGCAGUCCGAAAACGGGGACUGUGUUUCUUGCGGUUCUGACGGUGGUGGUCUCGACGGUAGUGACAGUGGCAGUGGCAGUGGCAGUAACAGUAGCGGUGGCCAUAAUGGUAUUGAAAAUUUCCACCAUCUUCACCAGGAUUUACACAACAAUGGUUCGCCAGCGAAGCGCUGCAAACUCAGAAGACGCUUGGAUUCAGGAAAGAAGAACCGACCACCCUUUCCAUGGUUCGGGAUGGAUAUUGGAGGCACACUGGUAAAGCUCGUUUACUUUGAGCCCAAGGAUAUCACAGCUGAGGAGGAACAGGAGGAAGUCGAGAGCCUGAAGAGCAUCCGCCGCUACCUGACCUCCAACGUGGCCUAUGGCAACACGGGUAUCCGCGAUGUGCACCUGGAGCUGAAGAACCUCACCAUGUGUGGGCGCAAAGGCAACCUGCACUUCAUCCGCUUCCCCACGCAAGACAUGCACCGCUUCAUCCAGAUGGGCCGAGACAAGAACUUCUCUAGUCUGCACACCACGCUGUGUGCCACGGGUGGGGGUGCAUACAAGUUUGAGGAAGACUUCAGAACGGUGGCUGGUUUGGAAUUGCAGAAGCUAGAUGAACUGGACUGUCUUAUUCAAGGUCUGCUGUACGUUGACUCAGUUGGGUUCAACGGCCAUCCCGAGUGUUAUUUUUUCCAGAAUCCAUCGGACCCUGAAAACUGUGUCAAGAGGCCAUGUAGCCUGGAAAAUCCUUUUCCUAUGUUGUUGGUAAACAUUGGAUCGGGGGUGAGCAUCCUCGCCGUCUAUUCCAAGGACGAUUACAAACGGGUCACGGGCACCAGUCUAGGUGGUGGAACAUUUCUAGGUCUGUGCUGCUUACUGACUGGCUGUGAUACGUUUGAGGAGGCUUUGGAGAUGGCAGCUAAAGGUGACAGUACAAACGUGGACAAACUGGUGAAGGAUAUUUACGGUGGCGAUUAUGAACGCUUCGGUCUUCAGGGUUCUGCUGUUGCAUCAAGUUUUGGUCAUAUGAUGAGCAAGGAGAAACGUGACAGUAUAAGUAAAGAGGACCUGGCCAGGGCCACACUUGUCACCAUCACUAACAACAUCGGCUCCAUUGCCCGCAUGUGUGCAGUGAAUGAGAAAAUUGAUAGAGUGGUUUUUGUUGGAAAUUUCCUUCGAAUAAACACAGUAUCGACUAAGCUGCUUGCCUAUGCCAUAGACUUCUGGUCUGAUGGACAACUGAAAGCCCUUUUCUUAGAACAUGAAGGUUAUUUUGGAGCUGUUGGUGCCUUCCUAGAGCUACUGAAGAUGACUGACGACUCCUAAAACACUGAGGAUAUCUCAACCUUUAAACCAGAAGCUGCUGUAAGAUUUUAGGAAAGCCACAUUCCCAUAUAAGAAAAAGCCAUGAAAUAAUGUAACCCAAUUUCCCUUCAAAUCAUCAACAUCUCAGGACUUUUAUCACCAUGCCAUGUCUGUGCUCACAACAAGAAGAGGUGUCGCGAGAACGGUUUGUUUAACAGUGUGAUGAGCCCCACAUCUUGUCAACUAUGUCUCUUCACCACAGUUAUAAAUCCACCAACAUCAGUUUAACCAAGACUGAUGAUUUGAGGGGAAGGUGAUAUACAGUAUGUCACUAACUGUAAUAUUCAUAUCCUCCCUCCAUUUUGGUAGCUUUAUGCAAAUAAUUGUAACAAAUUCAAAGGGUAUCAAGGUGCGUUUCGUGUCUAUUUGCGGUACAGUCUGCUGUAGAAAAAGUAAAUUUGCGUGUUCCUACAAUCUUUCCCUGUUAACUAAAGGUGUUUAUGUUUUAAAUGGUUGAACUGCAAAUUUUGUCGUCAUGUUUAUCACAGUAUAUAAAAGUCAAAGAACUUUCUGCAAAUUGACUGUAAACAAAUAACUAAGUAUUAUUAGGAUUUGAAAAGUUUUUAUACGUUUCAAAUCUGAAUGCCAACUGAAUUUCAGUAGUUUUUUUAGUUGUCUAAAGAGUUUUUUAAACUUGCAGAAUAGGAAAAAAAUGCAUAGACCUACUUUAUCUUUGUUGGGCCUUUUAUGAUUAGUUGAUUGUUGAAGACAUUAGUAGCUGUAGUUUCUAAGAUACCUUUACCUCUUCUUAACUUCUCUUUAUAAUGAAGCGUAAACAAAUGCAUCUGAACUGACACUGAUUGUGUUGGGACCAAAAUGUUGACUGGAAAACAGUAUAUAUGUUCAUCAGACAGAGACCUGUCAUAGUUCACUACAUGAUUAUGCUAAGAUUUGGAUUUGGGGAGGGAUGAGUUUACAAUCUGAAUGUGUUACCGGCUUUCCUUACCCUUUGUAUAUAUACUGUAGUAUAUAUUUUGUUUUUUAUUUAACAUUUGCACAAUGAUUGAAUCACUUAUCAUAUUCAUAUCAUUAUGCAGUAGUGUCUGAAGUUUCAUUUGAAACGGCUAACCUUUAUCCCUGAUCUAACCUCUUUUUCUUGCAAUUGCCUUCAUCCUUGCAACAUUUUCAGGUUAAUGAAAUGAAUCAUCUUUUGCCUUAGCAAAUGUUUGUCACGUUUAAGCGUUUUAUUUUUUUAUUUAAUAGUAGAAAGCUGUGAGAUUCAAAUACGGUGACAGUGACAUUAUAUUUGUUGGGGCUGACUGUGAAAGCUCCAGAUUGUUAUUCAGAGCUAAACCUAGGCUAAACAUGUGCUUCUAAAGCUGGAAUCAUAAAUUACCUUAAAAAAGUAGGUAUGAUGAUUAUAGUCUGUCUAAAUAUGUAAAAUCAGAAAACGCACUUCCAAAAGUAAACCAUGAAUCUUUUCAGUCACUGCUUGACAGCAGUCACAUAUGUAUAUAGCAAUUACAUGUUAUCAUGCUGUAAUAAACUCUUUUUUUUUUUUAAACUUCCCUAAAAAAGUAAGCAGUUUUUAGUGGUUAGUAAGCUUAAGUUAUUGAACUUCAAGGUUUUUUUCAAUAAUUGUGAAUGCAAGCAAGACCAAAAAAGAAGUCAUUUUUCCAUGUAGAAUAAUAUCAAGAUGCAAUUUUUGGAGGCUCUACGUGUUUUGUGUCAAAGGUAUUCACAUGAUAUGUGUGUACCUAAACUAUUAUGUUUUCACCUGCUACUGUAACUUAAAAGUGUCUUCUAGCUGCUCUUAACAUCUGCAACAGCAAGUGAAGUGCAUUGCCUCUGUACGACUCCAUGCAUGCCACUUGCAGGAUACGCAAAUUGUACAUGCUUUUAUUGUCUGUUCCUCUCUCUCUCUCUCUCUUUCUUUGUUUCUAUUAAUACAUGUCGUACUUCCUCUGCUCAGUCCUUAUACUUGCCUUAUGCAGUGGGGUGCCAUUUUGACUUUGGAUGUCUGGAUUAUGCACAAUGGCACCCCAUCAUCUCGUUGAGCCACUAAAGUAACUUCCAAGUGUUACGGGGUGCCUUUAACUGAUGGAAACAAGGCUUUAUCUCUGUAUCCUCUGUUGUUGCUAAUGCUCAAUCCAGAUGUCACUGUAUACGUCUUAACAGUAUAUUUAAUGGUUGUUUUAUUUUUUUAUUGGAAAUGCCCCUGUAGACCAAAUGCAUGUGUAUUUUACCUGAGCUGAUGCAAAAGCAUGUACGUGACUUUUAUGUGUUUUUUCCUUGGGUCAUUGUGCUGAUCACGACUUCUGAUGUAGUCUAAAUGCCUUUGUAUCAGGGUCUGUUUAUGUUCACCAGCUUAAUGCUUGGCCCAUACGUAAGCGCAUGUUCAGUCCUCAACUUGUAAUAACCUUUCUCUUUGUUAAUGUGAAUGGCGUAGUCUGUUUGUCUCAAACUGUACAUUUCCAAUGGCCAUUUUCAGAAAGCAUGUUUCGAUUUGUAAACGCUAAACUAUCAUCUUCUUAUUCUGUGCUAAUAAUCUGCAUUAAUGACCUCAGUCUUCUGAUAGAUUUCUUCUUAUAUGUUGUGAUCUAAAGAAGAUGUAUAAUUCCUACAAAAAGGCAUUUAACCCAUCGUUCGAGCAAACUUAUGAAUCUCAAAUAGUAUCAGCACGUCAUACAUGUAUUUCUAUUGAUAAAGCAGUUGAUGUUGAUACCAAGGAGCCCCUUAUUUGUUUAUGCCUCAUGAGGGAUAAACCGUUUGCAUUAUUGGCUCUGAAAUCCACGUCACAGAGAUUUUAUAUCAGUUUUCAUUUAUAUCAUGUACAAAGCUAACUUAAUUUGUCAAUAAACCUAUUUUGUAAAUAUCUAAUAAAUGUGUUAAUUAUGAAAAACAGUUAUUGCUGAAUUUAUACGCAUAAGAAUGAGAACUAUCUUUUUUGCCUGACAAAUAAAGAAA